CUAUCUUCGUCUCAUUCAGACGUUUCAUUGUUGUCACUUUGAUUGAAUUAUCGUUUCCCUUCUUUCUCCUCUCACACGCUCAAACUAUAUUUCUCUUUCCUUCUCGGGGGUAAGCAUAAAGUGAGGUUAUGUAUCUACGACGGGCUCUGCAACGUCGUAGCGCGGUGAUUUUCUUAACCGGCAAGAGAGAGAAAUAAAUGACGCAGAUCUUUCAUAAGUGUGCGCGAGGAUGGUGAAAAAUAAGACGAUGGAACCGUUUGCGUAAAUAAGAGAGAGAGAGAGAGAGAGAGAGAAAGAAAGAGGAGAGAACGAGAGAGAGAGAGAGAGAGAGAGAGUGUGUGCGUUCCGAUUGAAAUAAUUACGUGUCAUUGAUAUCGGAGUACAUCUAACCUUUUGAUGAAGUCGAUAAGUCGUUAAAGAGAGAGGCAAUAUGCUGUGGGAUACGUGAAGGAGCCCUUGGAAUCUUGCAUAUUCAAUAUGAUAAGCAUCUACCAGUGAAGAACGUAGCUGCGGGCAGCUUAUAGUUACAUAAAAUGACCAAAGAUGUCCUCACGAUAAUGAUACGGUACAUUUAGAAUGUACAAAAUUGUUUAUACUAUAUUCGUGGGAUAAAAUGUCUCAGGUAGAGAAAAGAAUUUAAAUUUAUUUACAUUAAAAUGGCAGAAACUAGUACAGAAAAUACCGCAAAAAUUAGGAAAGUAGUAGAUGCUGAAGAAACUAUAAAUGCAAACGCUAUGUGUUUAAUGAAUAAAGAAACAAAGUCUAACGAAGAAGAACCGGAACAAAUUUCAUCUUUAGAAGAAAAUGAUAAUAAUGAGAAAUCUUCAAAUUCCACUGAUGCAUUCCCAUCGCCUACAAAAUGCAGCGAAGAUAUCACCUUAAAAAAUACAAAAGAUAACUCUUGCGUACCUUGUUCUACCAAUGACAAUACGUUAAAGAUUGACAAACCGACAAAUCAAGUUAGCAACGUAAAGGACGUUGAAGACACUGUGCAAGAGAAAAUCCAAGAAAAUAGUUCUGAAAAUGAAAAUAGUAACACCGCAAUGGUCUCCGAAGAAAUUGAAAAGUCCAACGAAGGUACAGAGGCAGAUUGUAAGGACGAGAAACAUACGGAUACGGAACAAACGACCGAUCGUUUGGAAUCUCUAAUGACUGAUGCGAGUGAAGAAAAGGUGCUUGAAAAUGUAGAAAUAAGAAAAGAGAUUAAUAAGGAUAAUUUUAAUACGGACGACGAGCUUUCCAUGGAGGAAGAAACGCGAGAAUUAAAAAAAGAAUCGAUCGAAAAGAAAACGUCCGUAAAGAUCGACGAAGAAUUAGAAGUUGGGAUAGUCGGUCCACCUACCGCGGUUAGUGAUCUGAUAAACGAGGAAGAACUGCAUGGAGAAUCUGCUUUAUCGGCAGAGGAAAAGGUUCAGGAUCACGUUGCGGAAUGGGUUCAAAAAUCUGUCGCUACGGAAGUUUUAAUUACCGGCGAAAUUGAAGAAGAAGAAAACGAAAUCCCAAGUAAUUGUCGGCGAAGAAGAAGGAAUCUCAGAGAUAGGAGAAGUAGAAAGAGAGAAAACGAAGAUCUUCCUUCGGUGUCUACCAGAAAAUCCCAAAGGAUCGUCAGUAACAUCAUAAAACGAAGUAUUAAAUGUUUGAACAAGAUGCACGCGAUGGAAGGUUCCGGUGGAAACGGGAAGAAGGUGGAUGCUGCGGAGAAGACGAGAGAGGAGGAUUCGUCUAGAACGUCACCAAAAGUCCCUCAAAAUCAACAAAAUGGUGCAGCACUUCCGGAAGAAACCGCAGCAGCAUCAACGACGACCGCGGAUCGUCUUCGAUCGUCGUCGAUAAAGAAGGAACCUUUAUGCGACACGGAUUUAGAAACGGCGGGAAAAGCUUUGUCCUCGUCCGAUGGUUCGCAACAAAAGGAACGUGCACCUACGCGUUCUCUGAAAUCCGAGGUAGCUGAAAGUAGCAGAAAACGUAAAUCAACGGACGGACAGCUGUCCUCUAAUGGCAAUUCCGCACCGAAAAAGUUUUGCCUUGAACAAAGAGAACAAUAUAUAUCGUUUGUCGUUGGCUGUGAGAAACUUAGCGCCGAUGAACUCGCCGUAAGAGCUGACCAACUACGCGCUGAAGUUCAGGCCCUUGACGAGCUAGCCCGUGCCAAAGAAAUGGAAUGGAAUGAAAUCUUAAGUAUGAGAAAGCUUAAAGAAGAGGCGUACCUGAGAGUUGAAAGGAGGAGGCAAGUUUUAGGAUUCAUGGAAGGAAACAGGCAGCUGGGAGAAACCUUACCACCAGCGAGUUUAUCUUUGGGACCGGAAUGGGAAAGCAGCGAUAGCACGACGCCCGUGCCUAAAGAGAAAUGUUCUUUCGAAUCGAAGGAAGACGUUCCCGAAGAAACCUCUCAAGAUUUACCAGCUUACAAGAAAGACAAGAGUUCAAAAGCGUCGUCGCAUAGACAAGUAACACCACCUAAGCAAACCGGCGAGAAUGGACGAAAACAAACAGAAGCGAUGAGCCCUGAAAAUAGACAAAUUGGGGAAGGUCGCCAGGGCACAAUCGUUGAUGUUAGAUCCAUUAUCGCUGACUACAGACUUAGACAUCCGGAAAUGGUACCACGAAGGGGUCGGAGAAUGAGGAAUUCGGUAAACGUCGGUUUGGGUGCGGGCGGAGCUAUGGUCGAAACCGGGCACAAUGUAGACUCGCGACCAUCCAGUACAGAUUCCUGUAAAAGCAAUCCAAAUGCCACUGAUCCUAACAAUUCCAUGAGCUUCAAAGACGUGCUCGUUCAAUUUGCAAAGUUGAGCCAGCAACAGGGGGAACCGGUGAAAACGCCCCAGAAUUAUCCGGAUGUAACUUUGCAUCCUGUAGCGCCAUCAGCGACCCCGCAAACUACGCAAACUCAGUCGACUGGUUCAUUACUUCAUGGAAUUCUCACUAAAUCGCAAUCUCCUAGACCAACCACCUUUUCACCCACUUUAGCCAGGUUACUCACAGCUCCUGAAAGGGAAAGGAGCACUCCUACCGUUACGUCUAUACCACAGCAAAGUACUGCAACCCAACACCUUCUACAAGCGUAUCAAGGCUCUAAUCCAGUUUCCAUUAGUGAUCUCCUAUCUUCUUCCAAGGCAAGAACAGAAAUAACCAUUACGCCAGUUGUCAAUACAGCGGUGCAAUCUCAUUCUAAUAAUUUAAUUCAUGUGGAGGAUGUGGAGGAGGAAGCUGCUGUUAUAGAGGAUAGAGAAACCCGAAUUUCUUCCGGUGGAAGGGAUACCAGAGACGACAGGGAUAGCCCACCACGUUGUCAAGGUUGCCACGAACGUGCUGCACAGUUCGUGUGCGCUGGCUGUGGUAAUCAGUGGUAUUGCAGUCGCGAAUGUCAAGUCGCGGCAUGGGACGAACACUCCGAAGUGUGUUCCGGCUAAAACUGAAGCAUUAAAUAUUUCACUUGAGUAUUUAAAUACUUUUUGAAUAGACAGGUGAAACAACCUGUACAACUAAGAAUGAAUCUAGUCAAGAAACGAAGGUCAUGAGCUUGAUUCUUAACGAGCAAGAUAUGGAAGAAGUGUUAUAAGAACAUUGUAUAUUUUUAAGAGUGUUUAAGUAUGUUUAAUCUGUAAAAAUUGAACUAUGACAUUAAUUUCAAGACGGAAUGAUUGCCAAAUUUCCUGUGUCACGCUACAAGUUAUGAAUGUAGCAUAGAGAAAAGUCUUAAACGUGUUUAGAAGUAACAAAGAUCGAAAUGUAAAGGUCAUUGCUUUACUGUAACCGUUGCAUUGCCUUUAUUUGAUAUUGGGAUUACGAAAGUCGAUUUUUUAAGCAAACAUAAAACACUACUGCUCGAUCGAAACUUCAAGCAUUUAACAAUAUAUCACUAAAGAACUUACUCGCAUUCAACGGAACGAUCUACCUGUAACAUUACGUAUUCACUUAAAGUACUUUUUAUGAAAUCAAUUCUCCUUAAUAACCGUUAAAAUAUAUUUCAUUGGUACGGACGAUUUCAUUCGGUCCCUUCAAACUUGUAGUUUCAUAAUUUAUACCAACUUGCUGUUUACGCUAGUUCAGAGUUUUCAACAGUUUCAAGAAAUUCUAAUGAAAAACAGAAGAAUAUAUUUGUUUAUAAACGGAUCUAAGAGAGAGCACAAAAAUGUAGCUUACGAUACUGUAUAUAAUUUUAUACGAGUUACCAAGAGAUCGUUCAAGCUCGAAUUUUAAAGAUCAAUUAACCGUGUGCCAUGUGUCAAAUUCGUUUAACGUGGGCGGCUUUACAUGUUGGUACAAUUCAAUGUAUGGAUUAUAAUCGGAAAUGUUUUUAUAAUCUUAUUGCUUUCUUUACACUUUUUUUUUUUUAAUCCUGUAGAUUUACAUUAUAAGAAGACAAUUGCAUUUUAACUUGAAUGCAUAGAAACAAAUUUUUUUCUCGACCGUAUCUUUUAUUCGUUCUAAAAUAUACGUACGCGCGUAUCGCAGACACCGUAUUUUAUACCACAUUUGUUACCAUAUAAAAUUUAGAUUUAAUAGAUCUUUAGCUUUAGUAUAGAUUUAAGCCGUUGUUUUGUAACUACGUUGAAACGUAUUGAAAUGUUUUAAGUUGUUUUCUUUCUCUUCUUUUUUUCCUUCUGUUUCUUUUUUUCUUUCUUUCUUUUUCUUUCUUUUUUUUUUUUUAAACUAGCAUGUUACCCGACAAUGAUGGUCCCAGACAAUGUAUAGCCCAAAGUUCCUACAGGUACACAACAUUAUAUAUAUUUUUCCCAAUUACAAAGCAAACCAAAAUAAAGUUUUUAAUCGUAAAAA
Molecule: messenger RNA, 4779 nt
Organism: Vespula vulgaris
Lineage: Eukaryota; Metazoa; Arthropoda; Insecta; Hymenoptera; Vespidae
Exons: 9
Coding region: 657-3410 (917 amino acids)
Source: RefSeq, a predicted model, not a curated record